UCUACCUCGCUUCAUUCAUCGUCGACGAACCUCGUUUUCUCUUAACAACCCGACUAUUUAUAUUUUGGGAACGCUGAACUAAUUAAGGAAAAGUGCAAACUCAAUUCCAAUUUCACGAAGGAAGCUUCAGUUGUCAAACGUAACGUGGUGACAAGGGAGAAGAUGAUGUUGCAGUGUGUUGUCGACAGACUGCCAAAGGACUUUGACCUUGCGCCGUAAGGUGCGAAAGAAUAUCCCAGAAAUUUAAUUGGAGGACUAAAUAGACCUCGAGGAAAGCGAGCAGACUAUUCUUUAUGAGAGGAACGACGUGGGUAAUGUUCGGAACCAUUUAAAACUGGUCUGAAAAAUGAACUGGUUUUUUUAUGGGUCACCGCGUUAAAAGCUACGAAAAAAGGAAUGCUACUCGCGUAUGAAUAUAUCGGGGACUGUGCUUAACGGGACUGUUCAGGACGCUAAAAAAAUUGUGCUACCACGUGACCUUGAAUUACCUCGCGGCAACACGAAAAUACACUCGGCCUAUGCGCAUACGCGGUCGCGGAUCUGCAAUUCAAGCAGGGGAAUAACGAUUCUGUUUCAUCGAGAUAAGGCUGCUCUUUCGUUUUUGGAACAAUCGAUUUCUGGAACUUUCGAGCAUCCGACAAGAUACCUGGUAAAGUUCUACGAUGAACGCGAUUCGAAUUAUUUAAAACGUCGUUCGGAGAUUCUGCGCGAGGGAAAACGAUCGAGAAAAAUCCAGAAGAGAAAGAAGAAUCGGUGAAAGAUGGCUUCUAUGUGUGGCAGCACGAAAAGCUAUCCAGCGAUAAACACUGGUAGCUAUUACAGGCCAGGUGCCUACCCCUAUCAGAACGAUUAUUAUUUACCACCACGGUCGACAUGGUCCAGAGUGUCUCCACAGCAAAGCAAGAAACAAAGAGGCAGUACCACGUGGAAAGUUGGCAGCGCAAUGCUAAUAAUCUCCGCCAUGCUAGUAUUAAUCGCCGUCUUCGCGAUCGCUGGGCUAGCGUUAUGGAUGGGAGCUCUUCGGACAGACUCAAAAAAUGCGAUCGUUGGAUUCACGUGCACCUUCAGGGUGGCCAAAGGUGAAAAAUACAAUCCCAUGUUGAAAUUAAAUACGAGCAUGGUGUUUCGUGAGAAGGAACGAAAAUAUAAGAAUAUAUUCGAGCUCCUAUUUAGAAGGAGCGUGUUGGGCACCGCUUAUCAGAAGACCGUCAUAGACAAAUUCGAAAACGGUGUUCUGAAAGUCUUCUUCAGGAUAUAUCUGGACAGGAGGAAGAUACCACGAUCGAUCACGAAUAUCGAGGAUACGAUCGAAGACAUUAUCGCGAAGGAGACGUACUCGACGUCAUCCCUGUUUAAGGACAUGGAAUUGGACCUCACCACGAUAUCAGUGAAAAGAAUAAAUCAAGAUUCAUCUGGAAGUCAGAAACAGUCGCAGCAGAGGAACGCGAUGAUCACCAAGAACGGACUUCUGCGUCCAAGUCGAAACAAUACGCUGAUAACAAGCCCGAAAUCAAAAACGAAACCGACCAAGCCAGAGUCUAGCGAGCCCGAAAUCGAUUUCAGCAAUAUACCUACGAUUCAGGGCACAUACAAAGCAACAAAAGUGAACGCCACGUCUCAAAACAAGGCCAACGCCACCGAGAGUGUUAAAACGCAGCCCGACGCGAAGAACAGUACCAAGGGACCGUUAGCUCUCGAGGAAACUACGAUUAAGUCCUCCGCGGCGGUAACGGAGGAGCCAACUCGCAGCAACGCGCACACUGUACCCAUUAAAAUCAAACAGAAGGUCAAUUACACCGCAAACAACGAACGGCGCAACGAAACUAUCCAAGAAUCUACCACGAGAGUCCCAACGUCCACGAUGGCUCCCACUCGAAUCGAAGCUGAGGACAUUUUCAAGGAUUUCCGCAAGCCAGACUUGGAGAUGUCACCGUGGAAGCCGAUCAUACCCUACGUGAACACGGAAUUGAAAUUACUGCCUGGUAAUGUCGAAACGACGAACAACAAAGUGAAUUACAGCAAUACGAAACCUGGGGAAGCAUUUGUCCCCGAGUCAACGGUGAAAGCUCCUCAGCACACCGUACAAAGUGCAAUUCCUGAGUCGACUACGUCGAAAACGUGGCUCCCAGAACCGCCGGAGAACUCUUUCGCGGACGUUCCCGGGAUGAGCACGUUCGACACGGGCGACAGCGACUUUCCGCACGACAGAAUCGUGCCCCAGGAGAUGGUGAACUUCCGGGUGAAUGGGAAAUUCAAGAACAAGAUACCAGGACUAAUGGAGGACGGACAGAUCUUCACUAUGCCUCCGAAAAUGGACGAGAUCGAGAAACCGGAAAUAGAAGUCUCGGGUCAGUUGCCGGCGGAGACGUACGACAUCAAGCUUCGAACCUCUGCUCAGCCCGAGAAAAUGGAGUUUUCGUUCACUAAACCGUACAGGUCCACCAAUGAGAACGAGACCGGAUGGAGAGUCCCUAGUUCGCGGAUUUCGUACACAAACACGGCAGCUGGACAACAGGAAUCUGUCGGUCAAUUAGAAAACCUAAAACAUAGCCAAAAGACAGUGGACCAAAGUUCUGUUGACACGGAAAAGGAGAAUUCGAGUAAUUUCAUGUCGAGUUCAAGUACUCCCAGGUGGAACGUGCAGAAACCCACCGAACCGAGCGUGGAGUUCACCACGAAAAUCUCGAGGGUAGGGGUAGCAGAGCCCGUUCCCGACGCAGACAUCGAACUGGAGCCUAGGAAUCGAUACUCGGACAUCCAAGCCGUCACCAAGCACAAUAGUAACGCUUUGCAGGACAGAAAGGUUGACAAAACUGCCCAGGAGCCAGUCUACACGAGCUACAAGACACCUGAUCUCAACGGUGCUGGCUUCAGGCCGAGUCUAAUCGAAAACUCUGGAACGCUGAAACCCUUCAGGCACACGAUACCUGUUGACAAAAUCGCGUCGGUUGUGAACGAUAAAGAGGACACCUUGUCGAAGCAAAAGACCAACGCCGUGACGGACAGUAUAAUCAACGGCGAGGAGAAAUUUGUCGAGGAGGCUCAGAGUACGAGGACUGGGAGCAAUUCACAGAAGAAUGGGUCGCAAGAGUUGCCGAACCUGGAAAAAGUUGUGGAGAUAGAGACAUUCUUCGAAGACCAGGGCGGUGGCUUCGAAGCGAAUAUUCCAGCGGAUCACGAAAAGCUCGAGCUGUCCGAACGCGUAACGUCGACGGAAUCGAACAGUCAGGGUAUGAUAGACGACGAGAAAUUCUUGAAGAUGAGCACGACGGAGGUUUACUCGGAAGUGAUUCAUCCAUCGUAUAACAACGUGGACAGACUGAUUCUAAAGAACGAAGACACCAAGCAAACGCCACCAGAAAAGAUAACGCCGAACGUGUCGAGAAACUCCACCUUCAUUGAAAUCGACACCCUGAAGCACACUCCUGGAGAAGUCGAAAACAGCAGUUGGUCGGAAAGUAGACCGUCUACAGAAGUCGAAUCGGACCUGGCCUCUAAUGGAACCAUGAAUCGACCUGGAUCGCUGGAGACCCGGAAGAAGAUCUACAACGAUACUUUGAAGGCCUACGUGGUGGAAAACUUGGUCACCCUGGCACCUGUCAAGAGUAACACUGCCAUUGGCAGACCUGUGAGGCCGAGACCCAAGGUGGAUAGCCAGAAAGUAUCGAAGAACGUCGAGAAAUCCACGAACCGAAGUACGACGGACGAUGCCAUACUUCUUGAGCAGUUGUUCGGCGUUCAGAAUCGCGCUAGGAACACGACAAAACGCGAAAACUCCGGCGACGGAUAUCCCAGAAUAGAACAGAUAAUAGAAGUGGUGACGUCCAUCAGCACUAAAAUAUCCUCGAACAUUAAAGAGAAUCCUGUCGUAUUGAAACUUGUGGUUACCAAUUCCACUUCUCUUCCAGUGAUACAUUCGGAACUCCAGGAAGAGGAAGCGUCGACUCCGCGAGUAUCGGUACAAGAAAAACUUUCCGUGGGUGAGAAUCGAGAAGAGAAUCGUUCUUUUAAAGACGAAACGGCGGUGGAAGAUUCAAACAAAGGAGAUAAAAUAGAAAAGACGCCUUCCUUGACGGGUACGGAGGCGCAAACAAUACAGACGUCGGACAGGAAGAUCUCCGCGAUCGAGAAUCGAUUUUUGUUGGAAAAACUGAAACAAUUAGCCGAGAUAGGAACAGAUGACAAGCCAGCGAAGAGCAGCAAGAAUCAUUCGAGACCGAUCGGAACGUCGCAGCCUCACGUUUCGAAGGGACAGGAAACUCGGCCGUUUCUCGACUUUGAGAAGCUGAAGGAAAUCGCGGACAUCGCCACUGGAAACAAGACCCUCAUGAACUCGACCGCGGGGUUCACGAUGACUCGCGACGGGGUCGAGAUAUUCACCAAGAUUCUGACCAAGGUCGAAGACCGCGGCGAUAAGAUGAUUUCUACCACAGAGAAAAGUAUAGAAACUGACGAUUGUUUCGGUUUCCUAUGCAGAGACGGAAAAUGUCUGCCCUCCAGCGGCAGAUGCAACAUGCUGGGUGAAUGCUCGAAUUCGGAAGACGAAGCCAACUGCACGUGCGCCGACUUUUUAAAAGCGCAGCUCCUCCACCAGAAAAUUUGCGACGGUGUGGCCGACUGCUGGGACUAUUCGGACGAAACAGACUGCGACUGGUGCGAGGAGGGGCAAUUCGUUUGCGGUAACAGCCGAUCUUGCGUGGAUCAAGACAAGGUGUGCAAUGGCUUCGCGGACUGCCCCGAAGGAGAGGACGAAAAAAAGUGUGCCGCACUCAUAGAAGACGAUGCAAUACCAAACCACGAGAAAACAAGUGCGUCCUCGAAAUAUGAGAAUAAUUUUGAGCCUACCGUGACCGAAGACUACGCACUCCCGCAGGAAUAUUUUUCCGAAAUAGAAUCCAGCACUGACAAGGACGUCGUCUUCGAUCAAGAAGCAGUCGAGUCUUCCAUCUCGGAAUCGACGACCAUCCGCGCAUCCAAGAGCAACGUUCAACUGGACAAAAUUAUAACCACGAAGAACGAGUCAACGGUUAAAGAAGGAACGGUUUUCGAUAAUCGUGAGCGAUCUAACGCCACUAUCCUCGUAUCUGGAAGGGAAAUAUCGUCAAACACGAAAGAUGUUUUGGCUCACGGGAACUCGAUCCAUGUGAAUACGAAAAAUAACGAGGCUAUGACCACGAACAAUGUCAAGAAGGAAAUUAACAAUUACAACGAAAAGGGUUACAUAAACAUACGAAAGAACGGGAAAUGGGGGAAAUUGUGUUUAAGCGGGAUGGAUGAUCUGUUGCAAGAGAGACAGGCUACCUGGACCAUCGAAGAUCUUGGCAGAGCGGUUUGCAAGGCGAUUACGUAUCAAGAUUACGAGACAGUCGAAAAGGUAUUGGACGAAAGGCCAACGUCCAGUCGCUCGUAUUACACGUUGUCGUACAACGAGAAAUCUCUGGACAAAACGAUCCUGACUUUCAAACCAUCCGAAUGCCCGAGCGGCGAGAUUCUCAGGGUCAAGUGCAAGAACCUUGAGUGCGGAAUAAGAACGCAGGCACCAUCGCAGGCCAGAUCGAAUGUUUCUCGACGUUCCAGGAUAGUCGGAGGUGGUAGCUCUUCGGCUGGAAGUUGGCCGUGGCAAGUGGCUCUCUACAAGGAAGGUGAUUAUCAAUGCGGCGGUGCUCUCAUCAGCGACAGAUGGGUCGUAUCCGCAGCGCAUUGCUUUUAUCAUGCUCAAGAUAAAUAUUGGGUGGCUAGAAUCGGAGCAACGCGUCGGGGGAGUUUCCCGAGUCCUUACGAACAAGUGUUACGUUUGGACCACAUAUCCUUGCAUCCCGAGUACAUUGACAACGGAUUUAUAAACGAUAUAGCGAUGCUGAGGCUCGAAGAGCAGGUGGUAUUCAGCGACUACGUUAGACCGAUAUGUCUUCCUGAAACAGAGCCAAAAAGUGGUACUAUGUGUACCGUGACGGGAUGGGGACAACUGUUUGAGAUUGGAAGAAUAUUUCCGGAUACGUUGCAAGAGGUACAACUACCUGUAAUCUCGACGGAGGAGUGUCGAAGGAAGACUCUGUUCCUUCCUUUAUACAGGAUCACAUCGGGAAUGCUGUGCGCAGGAUUACAGAAUGGAGGAAGAGAUGCUUGUUUAGGAGACAGUGGUGGACCUCUGGUUUGCUCGGGAUCGGACAACAAGUACACUCUUCAUGGUAUUACUUCGAACGGUUACGGUUGCGCAAGACCAGGGAGACCUGGAGUCUACACGAAAGUUCAUCAUUACCUCCCUUGGAUGGAGCAUACAAUUUCGAGAAAAGACAUACGAUCAUCGAUAGCGUCCUGCAAGGGCCAUCGAUGUCCACUUGGUGAAUGUUUACCAAAAUCUCGAGUAUGCAAUGAAUUUUUAGAAUGCUCGGACGGUAGCAAUGAACGUAAUUGUCCUGUUAACUUAUAAUUACAAAAGACUGAUCGUAUUUGUACGUGAAUCCCUGCGUAUUUAUCUGUUCAGCUGUGCAAGCAUCGAACAAACGAAUUAAUUAAUUUAACGAUAAACGAGAUCAAGAAUCCGCUGGUCUGCUCGCUGGCAACGAAAGAAUAGUUGGGCCAAAAUCAAUUGGAAAAAACAGACGUGCUGCUUGGCGUAAAUUCACAGUUGGAACUGCGAUCGUGAGCAACCAAUUAAUUUUAUCCCAACGAUAGUCUGUUUGCCGCAGAUAGACGCGAGAAGUGACUUUUUAGAUAAAAAUAAAAACUUUAAAAAAAAAACGUGAACACUAGAGGAUAAUGUUAGAAUUUGCACUGAUUUUGAAUCGGUAGGAACACUUUUGUAAAAUAUAAAAUUUUCAUUGGUUUUAUAUGUGUGCAAUACAUAGAUAGAAAUUGAAAACUGACGAUAAAUGUUAGAAAAUGUAUUGAACAUCGGUGAGCGCUGUUAAGAGUUUCGAUUAUUAAUGAUAACUGGUGAUACCGCGAACACUGAUGUAUAAUUUUCUAUGCAAUUAUCUUCGUGCUGAAUAGUUAACAUUAAUGCAUUAGGAUCGUAAAAGUAAAUCGACUAAUGGCAAUCGUUAGGUUAUUUGCGGCAUUAUUUGUUCCACGACAAUACGAAUAGUCGCCAAGAAUAGUAUCUCUAAGUCAUUCGCACAACUCAAAUAUAUUUAGCUUAGGAAUGUUUAGAUGAACCUGGCAUUUUGAUUCUUUGUAGCUGCAAAACGAAUCUCAAGGCCACGUAUAUCGUGCUCACUACUUCAGUCUCUUUGUAAGUUCGAAGAUUUUUAACAUAAUGUGUAUAUAUCGUGUCUAAUGUAUUAUGUAAAAAAUCU
This is a messenger RNA of Hylaeus volcanicus, 7298 nucleotides long. RefSeq lists its product as uncharacterized. Gene Ontology annotation, molecular function: serine-type endopeptidase activity; protein binding. Gene Ontology annotation, biological process: proteolysis. The record is from RefSeq and is a predicted model, not a curated record. Lineage: Eukaryota; Metazoa; Arthropoda; Insecta; Hymenoptera; Colletidae. The transcript is spliced from 13 exons. Bases 761 to 6430 code for a protein of 1889 amino acids.